AUGGCUCCUUCGGAGGAAUCUAUCCUAAGCAAUUUCUUGCUAUCUCCCGCCUCUCUGCCGACCAUCGUCUCGCUGCAGAAAUUCACUGAGCUUUUCCCAAAGCGCCUGCAAUCGCAUCCUCAGGUAAAGGUUUUGUACCGCGAAUUGCAGGAAUUGCGCUCUCAGGAUAUGGAUAUGAUCACGGAAAAUAUCCUCAAUGAAGUCCAGGCCAGUGAACAACCAAAGGCCGACUUGCUGGCUGCUGCAAAAGCAUCGGGCGUCCAUGGCUUUGGAGAUGAUGAAAAUCGCGAGACGAAGCUUGAUCUUGAGUUUUUUGGACAGACAUCAACGACUCAUGUAGUGGAACAUCAUUCAUUUCCAAGCCUUCUUGCUGAAAUGGAGAGUGCCUGUGCUGCUCUGGAGCGAGAGAUCGUAGCUACGGAACAAAAAGUGACUACUACUCUGGCUACAGUAAAAAGGACUGUGGGUGAUCUGAGCGAUCUUCGUUAUGGCAAGCUGAACAAGCCUGGGAUUACCCCCGAGGAGUACACAGAUGAAAUUGUUCGCGGUCUACACGGGCUCCGAGAUACUUGCGACCGCGCCAACAAUAUAAAGUGA
Molecule: messenger RNA, 597 nt
Organism: Talaromyces amestolkiae
Lineage: Eukaryota; Fungi; Ascomycota; Eurotiomycetes; Eurotiales; Trichocomaceae
Exons: 1
Coding region: 1-597 (198 amino acids)
Biological process (GO): chromosome segregation
Cellular component (GO): kinetochore; Mis6-Sim4 complex
Source: RefSeq, a predicted model, not a curated record